GCGAGCGUGGGGUGUCGCGAGGCUGCCGGGCUGCGGGCGCUCCGGAGCGCGGGGGUUUGCGGCCUGCGUUCGGCCGGCUCCAGCCGCGCACUACGUGAGGCAGCGAGGUCCCGCGAGCAGAGCCUGCCGGCGGCGCCCUGGGCAGUGUGGCCAUGGAGAACCAGGUGCUGACUCCGCACGUCUACUGGGCUCAGCGACACCGCGAACUGUAUCUGCGCGUGGAGCUGAGUGAUGUGCAGAACCCUGCGAUCAGCAUCACGGAAAACGUGCUGCAUUUCAAAGCUCAGGGACACGGUGCCAAAGGAGACAAUGUCUAUGAGUUUCACUUGGAGUUCUUAGACCUCGUGAAGCCGGAGCCGGUUUACAAGCUGACCCAGAGGCAGGUGAACAUCACCGUGCAGAAGAAGGUGAGCCAGUGGUGGGAGAGGCUCACCAAGCAGGAGAAGCGCCCGCUGUUCUUGGCCCCCGACUUUGACCGCUGGCUGGAUGAAUCCGACGCGGAGAUGGAGCUCAGAGCCAAGGAAGAAGAACGUCUAAAUAAACUCCGACUGGAAAGCGAAGGCUCCCCUGAAACUCUGGCGAGCCUGAGGAAAGGAUACCUGUUCAUGUAUAAUCUCGUGCAGUUCCUGGGCUUCUCCUGGAUCUUCGUCAACUUGACAGUGCGGUUCUUUAUCUUGGGAAAAGAGUCUUUCUACGACACGUUCCACUCCGUGGCCGACAUGAUGUAUUUCUGCCAGAUGCUGGCAGUGGUGGAAACCAUCAACGCAGCGAUUGGAGUCACCAAGUCGCCAGUGAUGCCGUCUCUCAUCCAGCUUCUAGGAAGAAAUUUCAUUUUGUUUAUCAUCUUUGGCACCAUGGAAGAAAUGCAAAACAAAGCUGUGGUUUUCUUUGUGUUUUAUUUGUGGAGCAUAAUAGAGAUCUUCAGGUACCCCUUCUACAUGCUGGCCUGCCUCGACAUGGAUUGGAAGGUGCUCACGUGGCUGCGCUACACCGUGUGGAUUCCCACCUAUCCCCUGGGGUGCCUGGCUGAAGCUGUGUCCGUGAUCCAGUCCAUUCCGGUGUUCAACGAGACGGGCAGGUUCAGCUUCACGUUGCCUUACCCCGUGAAGAUCAAAGUCAGGUUCUCCUUCUUUCUUCAGAUUUAUCUUAUAAUGCUGUUUCUAGGAUUAUACAUAAACUUCCGUCACCUUUAUAAGCAGCGCAGGCGGCGCUAUGGGCAAAAAAAGAAAAAGGUCCACUAAAAAGAGAGCUG
This is a messenger RNA of Lepus europaeus (European hare), 1252 nucleotides long. RefSeq names its product 3-hydroxyacyl-CoA dehydratase 3 (gene HACD3). Gene Ontology annotation, molecular function: 3-hydroxyacyl-CoA dehydratase activity. Lineage: Eukaryota; Metazoa; Chordata; Mammalia; Lagomorpha; Leporidae. Bases 153 to 1241 code for a protein of 362 amino acids. The transcript has 11 exons. Gene Ontology annotation, biological process: sphingolipid biosynthetic process; fatty acid elongation; very long-chain fatty acid biosynthetic process. Gene Ontology annotation, cellular component: endoplasmic reticulum membrane. The record is from RefSeq and is a predicted model, not a curated record.